AUGCCUGAAACACAAUUCAAGAUAUCUCAGCUAAACGGCCAGACCCGUCUUGUUGAAUUUCCAGACAUUCCAACUUGGGAGGCUCUUGCAUCCAAGUUGGAGCCCCUUUACGCUAUCCCAUCUGAAAAGGUGGGAGUUACCUACAUCGACAACGACAAUGACGAAAUCACUCUGUCCUCGAACGAUGAGCUACAGAACUUCUAUCGACGUUCUCACCUUUCUGAUAAAGUCAUCAAAUUCAAAAUAUUCGACCUAACGUCGGCCCCAGCUGGUGGCGAGGGGAAACAGAACAUCACGCCAUCCAGCUCCAUGGAUACUGUCAAUGACAUUGAGGAGAAAGUCAAAGCAGAGCUUCUGAUACUUGAACCAGCAGUCAGGUCAUUUCUAAACAAUCCAGAGUUACCAGCUUGGGUUCCUCCUCAGUUUACUGUGCCAGACUAUCAGGAGUUUCUGGCAAAGCUGCAGAUACCAAUGUAUCGCAAUCACCAACCAAGUCUUUUACUCCAUGGUCUUGAUAAGUGUGAUGGUCAGAAAAUUAAAGAGGCGUUUGACAAUGAAACACCCAUAUGCAUUGUAAACACAUCUGGAUCGGGUAAAACCCGGCACAUCAUGGAAGCCCUCACAGUAUUCUGGGGGUUUUACGUAGUCACAACUCGGGAUGCAAACGGUGUUGGCAUUAGGGAUUUGCAAGAUGCGUUAGAAUUAAUUGGUCGUUAUCGGCAAUGGGUCCCUGACCUUCAUCAAGUUCCUGCCGAUAAUCGUGCUGCUCAGGAUGCCAUAAAUAACCAAAUUGCAUCUAGGGCCUUUCGGAGAGUCCUGGCUGCAAGGAUAGUGGUCUUCGAGCUUUUUUUACAGGUUGCUAUCCAGGUUGAUGGGUGCUUGCAGGAGAAGCAUAAGCGAAUUUGGCUUCUCUUUCAGUUGUUUGACCAACUAGAUCCUCGGGGUGGGGCCUUGCACCCAUUUACCUAUAUCAUCAACAAGCUCCGCAAUGCCUCGGAUGAUGCACUCGAUAAAUUGAUUGUUCACCUAAGCAACAUCGUAACGACGUAUUUUCCUUACUCCCGGCUCAUUUUGGGACUUGACGAAGCACAAUGGGCUGCCAGACUAUAUCCCCGUUCUGGCAUGUCAUCCUCCAACCCUGGAGCAUUUCGAUCCAUAAUCCGUGAGAUGGUUAGAGCCUUCAGCAAGGCACAAGUCAAGCUUGUUGUGUCAGGUACUGGUGUGUCGCUUGCAGACCUCGAGGAUAGCGUAGUAGCCUCGGGAGUUGGGAAACCUCGUCAUAUAAUUGAAGUGUUUCAUGAGCUUGGGAUGUUUGAGACCUGGCCGGAAUUUAGGGACUUUCUUCAACGCUACAUCCCAGUGUCUCUUUUGUAUAAUGCUUCAGGAUAUCAUCUCCAACAACGGAUGCGAGAAUAUCUUAUGGGUCGAUACCGAUUUUGCGUGUCAUUUGUAGAAUGCUUCCUGAUGAAUGGGCUGCAUUCACCACACAAAUUGCUGAAUGAGUAUCUGUAUGAACAUCUCGAUUGUUUUCCAGGCGAUAUUGGUGACCCCUUCAUUUCGGAUGAACCUGAUCUCCAUAUUAAAGUCACAGUGAAGGGUUUUGACUGGGAUAGGCUCCAGUUAGAUUCCAAUGCGACUCAGGAAGCACUAAGCAUUGUCCGAUCACACAUGACUAGAGGACAAUCUCCGCUCUAUGGACCUGUGACUGCCCGUCUGGUCGAAUAUGGCAUAGCUCGUCUUCGUCAAGAUCCUCGUCGUCAAGAGCAUCAUGGGCAUAUAGUUGAGCCCCUUGCAUUUUUGUCAAUUAUGCGAUGGCUCCAGCGCCACAGCACCACCAGUGUGGCUGCAGAUCUGCGGCGAGAAGCUGCUGACUCUUCCGGCUCGCGCGGAUAUGCUUUUGAGCAUGCUGUGGCUCUCUACUUGCUUCAAAGGCUGCGAUAUCCAGUCCCCUUGAGCACAGUCUUUGAUUUUCAUUCCGAACACACGCCUCCAUGGGCAAAUGAAGAGGCCCACCUUGUUGCAAGACUUGAUGGGGCUGGUGUACCUGUGGAUAUUACAGGAAAGGCUCCACAGAACCCAGGUCUUGGUGUUGUUGUUUAUGCAGAAAGCAUCAAUGAAAUCAUACACUGGAUCGAAGGUCCUGAUUCUACCCCAGCUAUCCUUAUUCCAAGCCCCUUAUUUGGCCCAGAUAUUUUAACAAGGGUCAAGCUAUCAUCAUCAACAUCGCUCACCAUUCUGAUGGGCCAAGACAAAUCCUACACAACCGGAAACAAAGAAUCUUUAGAUUCAGCAACACUCAGUAAUGCCCUCAUAUCUAUGCAUCCAGACCACUGGUUUAAGUUGAAUCCUCAACGUCAGAAACUCAUUGAUGUGAUGAAAAAACACAAUGUUCUCCGGUUCGUAGCAGGCUAUCCAUUGCCUCCCAAUCUCAACGCAACAGCAAAGUCUGUCAAAAAGGCUAUCAGUGGAUUCGACUCAAAAGACGCACUGGCAUCAACUAGAUUUGAUGAUUUACGACAACAUUUCAAGUCAGAGGGGGCUGUAGAUGUGCUCGAACCGAUGGACGUUGCACUCACCUACAAGCGAAAAGCAGGUGAAAUUAGCUGA
Messenger RNA from Laccaria bicolor S238N-H82, 2607 nucleotides. RefSeq lists its product as uncharacterized. Lineage: Eukaryota; Fungi; Basidiomycota; Agaricomycetes; Agaricales; Hydnangiaceae. Bases 1 to 2607 code for a protein of 868 amino acids. The record is from RefSeq and is a predicted model, not a curated record. The transcript has 6 exons. Gene Ontology annotation, molecular function: protein binding.